Cladophialophora psammophila CBS 110553 is the source of this 543-nucleotide messenger RNA. RefSeq lists its product as uncharacterized. The coding region runs from base 1 to 543 and encodes 180 amino acids. The transcript has 2 exons. NCBI's taxonomy places the organism in Eukaryota, Fungi, Ascomycota, Eurotiomycetes, Chaetothyriales, Herpotrichiellaceae. The record is from RefSeq and is a predicted model, not a curated record.
AUGGCGGCAUUCCAACCCUCCAACAAUAACGCUACCACUUCCUUCAUCGCCGUCUCUUUCGACGAGACCCACGCCACAGAAACCCCCGAGCGCCCAAUAUCUCCUCCAGCCCCAACAACUGAAGGCCGCAAUCAACGACGCCGAAUUCCCGUGCUCGAAAUCGACGAGAACGGGAUCGAAGACAUUCUAGUACCUCUGGUACCAGCGAUCGGACGGAUCGAGAACUUAAUUCAAUACCCAACACAGCCUAUGUCGUCCACAUCACCACCAACACCGAUAAUUAGACCGGUUCCCGACCAAAGUACAGCGAUGGUACCUAACUUCGACUUGGACAGCGCGUUCCCACCAGCUCCGGUCAGCGAACUUAACAUUCACGCUGAAGGGGAAGUCCUCUGGCGUACGUUCGCCUCCGCCACCGGCUUGGGCGGUGCCCCCUUCGAGCGGCCUGGCCGCAGCGUCGACGACACGCACGGCGUCAACCCCGACCAGAACUCCCCCGACAUCUCGAACCCUUUCCACCAUCAGAUAUACGAAUCAGAGUAA